AUGGCAAGCAAGACCUCGAGAAACUCACAAGAAUGGCCCUUAGGAUCUAUUGUCAAUUUCAAAGACAAGAGUACCGGAGAGCGGUUUCAGGGAACGGUCUACUAUUUUACCCCAAAACCACAAGGUUCUGAAAUGGGGAUCAAGAACGUAACUGUAUGGAGGGUGGAUGGGAGAUGUGAACGCCAAGGGUAUCACCAUUGUAAUCUAAACGACAUUAGGGAUGAUCAAGACAACAAUGGCGAUGAUGGAUCGUCAUCCAAAUCAAUUGAGGGAAAGAUGGAAUCGCUUCGCCUUGAUCCACCUUCAAAGUGA
Arabis nemorensis is the source of this 312-nucleotide messenger RNA. The record is from the annotation of a GenBank genome assembly. NCBI's taxonomy places the organism in Eukaryota, Viridiplantae, Streptophyta, Magnoliopsida, Brassicales, Brassicaceae.